Molecule: messenger RNA, 864 nt
Organism: Eimeria maxima
Lineage: Eukaryota; Apicomplexa; Conoidasida; Eucoccidiorida; Eimeriidae
Exons: 2
Coding region: 1-864 (287 amino acids)
Source: RefSeq, a predicted model, not a curated record
AUGUCGCGGAGGCGCGGCACCCCUGGUGGGGGUGAGGAGGACUUAAGGGACAGAGACGCAAAGGAGACCCCAACAAGCAGCAGCAGCAGCAGCAGCAGCAGCAGCAGCAAUAGUCGUGGUAUAGGACGUAGUAGUUCAGACAAGAAGUCUGCAGGUCACAGCAGCAGCAGCAGCAGUAGUAGUAGCAGCAGCAGUAGCAGCAGCAGCAGCAGCAGUGGUCGUAGUCGUAACUGGGGUGACGGAAGCGAUUGGCAGCAGCAGCAGCAGCAGCAGCAGCAGCAGCAGCGUCGUCGUAGUCGUAGUGACAGUCGUGGGGAUCGGGAUCGUCGUGAUAAGUAUAGGGAUCGGGAUCGGGAUCGGGAUCGGGAUCGUCAUACAAAUAGAGAGAGAGAAAGAAUAAGAGACAGGGAUCGUUAUAGAGAAAGGGAUCGGGAUCGGGAUCGGGAUCGGGAUCGUGAUAGGGAUCGUGAUCGGGAUCGGGAUCGGGAUCGUAUACGAUCCCGUCGGGAUCGAUCCCGGGAUCGUGAUCGAUCCCGGGAUCGGGAUUUGGACUGGGACCACCGGGACUCAGAAAACAGCAGCAGCAGCAGCAGCAGCAGCAGAUUACGUAGAGAAGAAAAUAGUGCAGCUGCAGCAGCAGCAGCAGCAGCAGCAGCAGCUGCUGCUGCUGCUGCUUCUACUGUUCCCCCAUAUGGAGAGACAGUAGCUAUAUGUGGUGUACCUAUAGAGGCAACAGAGGAGGAGAUAGAGGAGACAGUUCGUUCUUUUUGUAUAAAUAAGCAAUUCUCUAUACCGGAGACAAAGAAAAUUACGUCGCAGCAGCAGCAGCAGCAGCAGCAGCAGCAGAACAUCAUCAUCAAGUAG